CUGAGGGAGGGAAAAGCGUGCCGGGACCAGCGUUUGCUCGCUGAGCCUCGAAGGGGAGCGGGGCCCGCGGAGCGCGGCCGUGAACCUGGGCCGGGGCCUUCGGGCCUCGAGCUGGGAAGAGCCUGAGAGGGAGCAAGGCUUCUCUGCGGCCUGAGGGGGAAGAGAAGGAGUCGGUCUCAUCCCCGCUCCUCGACGCCAACACCUGCAGAUAGCGCAUUGAGAUGGCCGGCCAUCCCACUACUCCCAACCCCGUGCAGACCCUGCAGGAGGAGGCGGUGUGCGCCAUCUGCCUCGAUUACUUCACGGACCCCGUGUCCAUCGGCUGCGGCCACAACUUCUGCCGAGGGUGUGUGACCCAGCUGUGGGGCAAGGAAGACGAGGACAGGGAGGAAGAGGAAGGUGGAUGGGAGGAGGAGGACGACGGGCAGGCAGUGGGGGCCAUCGGUGGAUGGGACAACUCCAUUCGAGAGGUUUUGUACCAGGAGAGGGCUGACGAGCUGUUCCGGGACCCAGAGGAGGGCGAGCCCUGGGUCGGAGAGAGUGGCAUAAGGACCUGGGGUAACGUGGACUACGUGUGGGACCUAGAAGAGGAGGAAGAUGGGGACUAUUACCUGGGAGGCCUGGGAAUUGACAUCUACGAAGAAGAGGAGGUACUGGGAGGAUACGAUGAGGAAGAACUGUAUCCUGACACCCACCAGCCUCCUCCCCGGACCCCUCCGGCCCCUCCGCGGCAGUUCACCUGCCCCCAAUGCCGAAAGAGCUUUACAAGUCGCAGCUUUCGCCCCAACUUGCAGCUGGCCAACAUGGUCCAGGUGAUUCGCCAUAUGCGCCCCACUCCGUAUUCAGGGAGCCUGGGAGACGACAAGGGUAUCUGCUCCAAACACCAAAAAGCCCUGAAGCUCUUCUGUGAGGUGGACAACGAGGCCAUCUGUGUGGUGUGCCGAGAAUCCAAGAGCCACAAGCAGCACAGUGUGGUGCCAUUGGAGGAGGUGGCGCAGGAGUACAUGGUGAGAGGCUUAAAUUAGGGAAUAUGGAAGUUUGGACAGGAGUUGGGAGGGAUGGGUACUUGUUUAAUCUUUUUUUUUUUUUGGGGGCGGGGGGGAGGCGCGGGUACAGAGGAGAAAGAUGAACACAUGUGAACAAAAGCUGAGGCUGUCUUCCCCAGAGGAAGCUAAGCAAAAACAUGACAGAAGCUGACCAUUGUCAUUCCCUUUCAGUCAACCUAGGUAUAAGGGAUAGAGGUAACAGAUCCCUAGUACUUAAUUUCUGUCUGAUGUGAGUUCUGAGUUUAUCCCUAAGAUUCCAGGACUUAACACAUAGGAAUGGAAAGCUGUAGUAC
Pipistrellus kuhlii (Kuhl's pipistrelle) is the source of this 1339-nucleotide messenger RNA. It is a transcript of the gene TRIM52, whose product is annotated as tripartite motif containing 52. The coding region runs from base 222 to 1025 and encodes 267 amino acids. Lineage: Eukaryota; Metazoa; Chordata; Mammalia; Chiroptera; Vespertilionidae. Gene Ontology annotation, cellular component: nuclear body. The transcript has a single exon. The record is from RefSeq and is a predicted model, not a curated record. Gene Ontology annotation, molecular function: zinc ion binding.